This is a messenger RNA of Ornithorhynchus anatinus (platypus), 1928 nucleotides long. RefSeq names its product fibrinogen alpha chain. Lineage: Eukaryota; Metazoa; Chordata; Mammalia; Monotremata; Ornithorhynchidae. The record is from RefSeq and is a predicted model, not a curated record. Gene Ontology annotation, cellular component: fibrinogen complex. Gene Ontology annotation, biological process: positive regulation of heterotypic cell-cell adhesion; positive regulation of peptide hormone secretion; platelet aggregation. The transcript has 5 exons. Bases 25 to 1752 code for a protein of 575 amino acids. Gene Ontology annotation, molecular function: extracellular matrix structural constituent; signaling receptor binding.
AAUAUCUUUCAGCUGGAGUUUUCUAUGCAACCCCAUCCUUCACCCUCUCAGGAGAUGCUACUCAUGAGGAUCUCCUGCGUGGUGCUGUGCUUGCUGGGCACAGCUUGGGUUGGCAAUGGAGGUGAUGAAAGUGAGUUCUCAUCAUUAGGAGCCACAGGUCGGGGUCCUCGCGUGAUGGAGAAUGUCCAUUCUGACUGCAAGGACCAGGAUUGGCCCUUCUGUACUGAUGAUGAUUGGACUUAUAAAUGCCCCUCUGGCUGCAGAUUGAAGGGGCUGAUCGAUGAAACCAGUCAAGAUUUUACCAACAGAAUCACCAAACUCAGAAACUUGCUAUUUGAACAUCAGAGAAGUAAUAAAGAUUCCAGUUCAGUAACCAGAGAGAUGCUAGAACUUAUCAGAGGGGAUUUGGUCAGUGGCAAUGAAAAUGACAAUUUAUUUGGACAAGUGUCAGAAGAUUUGAGAAGAAGAAUUGAAACCCUGAAGCGCAAAGUCAGUGACCAAGCACAGAGAAUUAUAAACCUGCAGAGCAGUGUUCGAGAUCAGCUAGUAGAGAUGAAGCGUCUGGAGGUGGAUAUCGAUAUUAAGGUCCGAUCCUGCAAGGGAUCAUGUAAUAGGGCAUAUCAAUAUGAAGUUGACUUGGAGUUCUACAAACAGCACCAAAAGAUGCUUGAACAGCUUUCCAAAAUCAACCUGCUCCCCUCCAGAGACAGGCAGAGCUUACCCAUCUUGAAAAUGAAACCCACAAAGGAUUUCUUGCCAGGGAAUUUCAAAAGUCAGCUUCAGAAAGCUCCUUCAGAGUGGGCUGCUCUGGAGAGCAUGAAGCAGGUGGAAAUGGUGUUGGAGAAUCCAGGAAAAGAGAGGGGUUCUGCUCCGGACUCUUCAUCUUAUGGAACAGGAAUAGGGUCUGCAAGUUCGGGGCCUUCGAGCUCCAGGCCGGAUAGCUCGAGGUACCCAGAUGUAGAACCCUGGGAUUCCAAGCCUGGAAAUCCUAGCUGGGGAAACACCAGGUGGGAGGGCUCAUCUAGAGAAACAGCAGGAAGUAUGAAAUUUGGAACAGGGUCAUCCCACAGUAGCAAAUUUUUUACUUCUGGACCGGGGAAAGAGUUCCCAGUUGGCAGCAAGGACACCUCUGGCCUCUUCACCACCAAACGCAGUUCCUGUUCCAAAACUGUCACCAAGACCAUCGUUAAUGGACCCGAAGGCCCCAAAGAAGUUACCAAAGAAGUGUUGACCUCUGAUGAUGGCUCUGACUGUUCUGACUUGGCAGGUGUAGGGUUCGAUUUAGGCACAGGAGGCAUCUUCAAUUCAAGAGGGACCCCUGAUGGUACCUCUGAGGGACGAGGUGAUUUUAAUUCCAGGCUAACUGAUGCACUGAGUUUCUUCGAGUCUAGUGCAACUGGAACCAGAUAUCAAGGCCUGAACCCUGGCAGAGGGGAUUCUAAAUUUGGCACCCAGCACUCACAUUCUCAAAAAUCAGAAUCAGACACAUUCAUGGAACACGGUGACGGCAGGAGUGAAGAUUUCAGCCAUAUUGACACACCCGACUUCACCCCCUCCAAGACCCAGGGAGUUACCUCCACCAAAACAGUCGUGUCCAGUAGCUCUUCUUUCAGCAGAGAUGGCUCCACUUUUGAAACAAAGUCGUACAAAGAAGCUGAAGUUGAGGGAGGCAGAAAGACCACGGCGGAGAGCUUGAACGUAAGAAGCAGCAAAUCCUUGCACCGUCCCAGAGGUAUCUCUCAACCCCUCUGAAACUAGACUUUGAGUUAACUGAGCCAGUGGUUAUCAGCGUUAAAAAAAAGGGCACACUGGCCCAGGGGCGGCCCAUUUUACUCAUCAGAUUAAAGCAUGUGUCUCAGUUGACAUUGAGGGCAGGGAGGAUAAAUUUCCUAAAACAGUAACAAUAAAUGAUACCUCGAUGUAAUUUA